Ficedula albicollis (Collared flycatcher) is the source of this 908-nucleotide messenger RNA. RefSeq names its product complexin 1 (gene CPLX1). Gene Ontology annotation, cellular component: terminal bouton; SNARE complex. NCBI's taxonomy places the organism in Eukaryota, Metazoa, Chordata, Aves, Passeriformes, Muscicapidae. Gene Ontology annotation, biological process: neurotransmitter transport; synaptic vesicle exocytosis; regulation of neurotransmitter secretion. The record is from RefSeq and is a predicted model, not a curated record. The coding region runs from base 130 to 534 and encodes 134 amino acids. The transcript has 4 exons. Gene Ontology annotation, molecular function: syntaxin binding.
GGGACCUGCCGCGGCCACCUGCCCCGGCCCGGCUCACCAGCGCCCGCCGCCCUGCGAGGCUGCCUUCCAAGGAUUCCCGGUCUCUGUGCAUGUGAGGUGUGAAGGUGGGCAGACCCCAAAGAACGAAUCAUGGAUUUUGUUAUGAAACAAGCUCUAGGAGGGGCUACCAAAGACAUGGGGAAGAUGCUGGGUGGGGAUGAGGAGAAAGACCCAGAUGCUGCUAAGAAAGAAGAGGAACGACAGGAAGCCCUUCGGCAGCAGGAGGAAGAGAGGAAAGCCAAAUAUGCCAAGAUGGAGGCUGAAAGAGAAGUUAUGAGACAAGGCAUUCGAGACAAGUAUGGGAUAAAGAAGAAGGAAGAAAAGGAAGCAGAGGCCCAGGCUGCACUGGAAGCUAAUGCUGAAGGGAGUCUGACACGCCCAAAGAAGGCGAUCCCUCCUGGAUGUGGGGAUGAGGAGGAGGAAGAAGAGGAGAGCAUCCUAGACACAGUCAUCAAAUACUUACCAGGGCCCCUGCAGGACAUGUUCAAGAAGUAAUAGCUGCAGACUGUUAGAUGGGCAUAAACAGUACUGCAAAGGAUUUCUCUUUUGCCCAAUGGGGAUUUACAAUCUUGCCAUUCGUCCCGCAGUCCUCCCCACCUCUACUGCUCACUAGAGUCCCUUCGCUUCCCAUUCCCUUCCAACUGCCUCUUCCCCUUUCCUCCACCCCCAAGACUCAUCCAUUCCUUAAUUUUGUACAUAGUCACAUCCAGUAGAUGCCUCUGAAUGGAUGUAAAGAUCAAAAAGCUGCAGACUACACAACUUUUAUUAUAAGCCAUAGUACUAUGUAUGUUAAAUAAGGCAACUGCACAUCAAGCAUAGAAAAGGAACAAUCUCAUUUCCAUCCAAUGCAAGAAGGAGUGUUCACCAAG